This is a messenger RNA of Beauveria bassiana ARSEF 2860, 279 nucleotides long. RefSeq lists its product as uncharacterized. NCBI's taxonomy places the organism in Eukaryota, Fungi, Ascomycota, Sordariomycetes, Hypocreales, Cordycipitaceae. The transcript has 4 exons. The record is from RefSeq and is a predicted model, not a curated record. The coding region runs from base 1 to 279 and encodes 92 amino acids.
AUGGCAGGCCACGCCAUGCCGUUCCCCCCCGAGACCAGUUUCGUCGGCGGUGGAAUGGAACAAGGCUCAUAUCUUACCGCUCUGUACAAGCGCGAUUACUAUCCGGGGAUUAUUGAGGGGGAAGGAUUGGUUUCGGAGAGCAGCACACACGGCCGCCGUGUUCCGAUGCGCGGCGAUGGCUGGUUUCUUUUGUCUUCGGUCCGCGCUCUCCAUCUUGAGACCGCCCAACAAAAGGAUUCACGCGAAGAGGCCCCUGGCUUAACCCAAAACAACAAGUAG